Messenger RNA from Lasiosphaeria miniovina, 624 nucleotides. RefSeq lists its product as uncharacterized. The transcript is spliced from 5 exons. Bases 1 to 624 code for a protein of 207 amino acids. The record is from RefSeq and is a predicted model, not a curated record. NCBI's taxonomy places the organism in Eukaryota, Fungi, Ascomycota, Sordariomycetes, Sordariales, Lasiosphaeriaceae.
AUGUCGUAUACAGGCCCGCGGCCACGCUCGGCGCUGCCACACUUUUGCGACUACCCCACCCCGAACCUCGAGAACCCGGAACCGACCGCUAGUCUGCUCGACUCACGACGACCAUGGACCAUGGCCGCCGUCGCGGUAGACAGUUGGGGACCCGAGGCCAAAGAAAAUCCCGAGGCGGGAAAAGAGACGAGGUCAAAGUGCAAAACGAAUUGUGCACUUUUCGCCCGGCGUCCAGGAGAGCUCAAACAGAGGCUCGACGCGACUAGUGAAGCCCCUGCGAUCUCAGUUUCUCUCCCUGUCGGGCCGGGCAGCUUGGUCAACACGGAGGCCGAUGCGGUGGGGUACCUAGACAAAGUCUUCCGGCACAUUGGCGAGAAGGCGGGAGGGAGACCUGAAGUUACAGCCGAGAGCCAAAAGAGCGCCAAGCGCGUUAAGCGGGAGGGACAGCAACUGGUUGAGAUUCCCGUCCACGGCUGGGGCCUCGCCAGGACGUCUCCUCGGUGGCGUCCCCGCCAGCAGCUGCGGCCGUCCCUCUCGAACGACAAGGGCGGCCGGAAGGCGGCUCACGUCGGUGCCCACGAUGCCACCAAGACCAUCUACAGCUGGAAGUCGAUUCGAGGCUGA